UACGGCAAAUAGUCAUUCAGUUGACUAUCUUUGACAGUGGAAAGUAUUUCAACGUCGUUUUCAAGUGGGUUUUAUUUAACGCUUUGAUUAAAAAUGGCAAAUUGGGAGAAUAACGAAGAGAUCGAAAUUUUUCGUGAAUAUUUGAGGAUUCCAAGCGUUCAUCCGAACAUCGACUAUGAACCGUGCGUUGAGUUUCUUAAGAAACAAGCGAAAAGUUUAGAUUUGCCCGUGUCUGUGUAUUAUCCCGUGAAUGAUAAAAAUCCGGUGGUCGUUUUGACAUGGAAAGGCACUCAGCCCAAUUUGCAGUCGAUUAUUCUAAACUCACACAUGGAUGUGGUGCCAGUUUUUGAAGAGCAUUGGACACACCCACCAUUUGCAGCCGAUAUCGAUAAAGACGGAAAGAUUUUUGCAAGAGGCGCACAAGAUAUGAAAUGCGUGGGCGUUCAAUACUUGGCUGCAAUUCGAUCAUUGAAACGUGACGGUGUUCAACAACUUAAGCGCACCAUUCACGUUGUCUUUGUACCGGACGAAGAGGUCGGUGGAUAUCUGGGAAUGGCCAAAUUUAUUGACACCGAUGAAUUUAAAGCACUCAAUGUUGGAUUUUCAUUAGACGAAGGCAUUGCAUCGCCAAACGAAGUAUUUAACGUAUAUUACGCUGAGAGAACUAUCUGGCAAAUCGAAUUCAAAUGCCAUGGACAGUCUGGUCAUGGUUCGAUGCUAUUUCGAGGAACUCCAGGAGAGAAAAUUCAUUACAUCGUUGAUAAAUUUAUGAACUUCCGUAAAAAGGAAGCUGAAAAAUUGGAGAAUAAUCCGGAAUUGACACUAGGAGAUGUAACAACAGUGAAUAUGACUAUUCUCAAAGGUGGAGCUCAAGGAAAUGUUGUUCCACCCGAGCUAAAUGUGACCUUUGACAUUCGCAUAGCCAAUGAUAUCAAGCUCAAUGAUUUUGAAAAAAUGAUUAAUCAAUGGUGCGAGGAAGCUGGAGGUAACAUUGAAUUGAAUUACUCUCACAAGUUUCCACAGGCACCAAUCACACCCACUGACAGCUCAAAUAUAUAUUGGACAGCAUUUAAAAGUGCUGUAGAAGAACUAAAUUUGAAGAUAAAAUGUGUAGUUUUUCCGGGCGGUACUGACAGUCGAUAUAUUCGUAUGGAAAAUAUUCCAGCACUUGGUUUCAGUCCAAUGAACAAUGUUCCGAUUUUGUUACACGACAACGAUGAAUACAUCCCAGCAGAUACAUAUCUGACUGGAAUUCAGAUUUAUAAGAAAAUUAUACCGAAUUUGGCCAAUGCUUGAAUUUUCCCUGCACAUCGAUACUGAUCGCUUAAAUUCUAAGAGACUCUGUUUUUUUAUAAUGCUAAGAUUCUAGCAUGUUUUGUUUGCCUUUCAAAAAUAAACUAAAUUCGUUUGAGUAUUAAAUUUAAAUUUA
Molecule: messenger RNA, 1429 nt
Organism: Contarinia nasturtii (swede midge)
Lineage: Eukaryota; Metazoa; Arthropoda; Insecta; Diptera; Cecidomyiidae
Product: aminoacylase-1-like
Exons: 8
Coding region: 94-1296 (400 amino acids)
Biological process (GO): amino acid metabolic process
Cellular component (GO): cytoplasm
Molecular function (GO): aminoacylase activity
Source: RefSeq, a predicted model, not a curated record